ACUAACAAUCCAUUUCUUUACAAAUACUAUUUAAUUACUAAUCGCUAAACAAAACUCAUUUUGCAUUUUGUGUUAAACGUGUUUAAAACUAAUUUUUGGACAAAAUGAGUUCCCAAGUCAAUGGUACUGCUAAGGGAAUCCCUGCACAAGAAGUUCCAGUGUCUAUGAAAAUCAAGACCUGGCUAUUGUCAAUAAUAUAUGGUCUAUUCGUGUCGUGUUAUCUCAUAUUCAGUAUAAUUAGGAAUCGGAGUAAAUUCUUUCAGCAUAAGCGCCGGGAUGUGCCACCAAAGUGUCUGUACGACCCAUCGCACGGAACUCAUCACUUCAUACAACUUAAAGACAUUAAAAUGCAUUACGUGUCGAAAGGCGAUGAAAACAAUCAGACAAUGCUUUUCAUCCACGGCUGCCCUGAGUUGUGGUACUCCUGGAGGAAUCAAAUGGAAGAGUUCGCCAAAGACUAUCACGUGAUCGCAGUGGACAACCGGGGAUAUGGCGAUACAGAAAAACCUAGCGGCGCUCACAACUACACCCUCGACCUGAUUGUCGAGGACACCAGACAACUGCUGGAAGCGCUCAAUAAGACUAAAAUAGUGAUCGUUUCGCACGACUUCGGCGGUGCCAUCGGUUGGCGAUUUGUCGCCAAAUACCCCGAAAUGGUGGACAAGAAUAUAAUCAUCAAUAGUCCGCACCCACUGAUGACGCGGUCGGCCGGUUGGAAGCAAUUGUGGUACUCGUGGUACAUGAGCUUCUAUAACCUGCCGUACCUCCCGGAGUUUGCAAUGCAAAGCAACGAUUACUACCUCUUUGACUACGUUAUGAGGACCUGGGAUGAGAAGCCCCUGUUGUCCGCCGAGCACAUGGAGGCCUAUAAGUACCAGUUCCAGAAGCAUGGCUUCACGGGACCCCUCAACUGGUACCGGGCGGUGGUCAGGCGCUACCCCUUACAGCACCCUAAGAGUUAUCAAAUUAAAACGCCUACGCUCACUAUUUGGGGAACUGGCGAUAAGUAUUUGACGACACCGUUAGCCGCGGCCCACAAAUAUGUGGAUGACUUAGAGGUUAAGUACAUCGAUAAGUGCUCGCAUUGGACGCAAAUGGAGCGCCCGGUGCUCGUCAACAAGUAUAUGAGGGAGUGGUUGGAGUCCAGGAAAAAAUAG
This is a messenger RNA of Oppiella nova, 1157 nucleotides long. NCBI's taxonomy places the organism in Eukaryota, Metazoa, Arthropoda, Arachnida, Sarcoptiformes, Oppiidae. The record is from the annotation of a GenBank genome assembly.